Molecule: messenger RNA, 2240 nt
Organism: Pseudomyrmex gracilis
Lineage: Eukaryota; Metazoa; Arthropoda; Insecta; Hymenoptera; Formicidae
Exons: 7
Coding region: 1029-1982 (317 amino acids)
Molecular function (GO): serine hydrolase activity
Source: RefSeq, a predicted model, not a curated record
ACAUAGAACGUUUUAAAGAGCAAGUAAAACGGAAACAGCUGUUAUAUACGUUGGAAUGUACAUGUCAUUCGGGUGCGUAGACAUGCGUCGUCUCUCCUCACGAUGCGUCACGGGCGGUCACGCAUGACAAGAAAGAACCCGAGAGUCGAUCAGUACUUUUGUUCUGUUUCUUGAGAUCUCUGACAGGCUGUACGUCAAAAUUGGACGAAAUUUUUGCUCUCAUAAAAAAACAAAAAUUCCACCUCUAUAUUCACGCGUUACUGUGCGUUACGCGUCGUCGUUAUGUACGUUCUUGCGUGUAAAGAUCAUAAAUACGUAGCACUCGCUAUACUCGUGUCACUCGCGUCGUGCUGUGCUGGCUGGCUGUGUGUAUAUCUAUAGCUGAUUUGCGAGUGUCUCCCAAAGUACUUGUGAAAACUCGCGAGAUAAUAUCGAGACAGAUUGUCUACAUUAUCACAAUCACUGAAAAAUCAAGCUGAUAUGUGUGAGUGAAAAAUUCAACAGAAUCAACUGUCACACUUGUAAAACAUUUGAGUAUCCUACUUGCAAUCUAUCUCAAAAGAGCUAACGCUAAAGUUCUAUAAUUAGUUUAAACGCUUCAAUAUGAUUUAUAACCGCAUGUUGUAAUUAGAAUAUUUUACGGAUAAAUCGCUUUUUAAUAAAAUAACUGUAAAAAUUAAAUGCUACUGUAAAAAUUAAAUGCUAAUCAACUACGAGACGGAGAUAAGUUGUAUAUCAGUUUAUUACGUGUAUAUACAUCCGGAUUAUAUAUAUAACAGACGUCACAUUGUCACUUAAUCUCGUCUCGACAUUGAUCGUUUCGAUAUAAUUGCGGAAACUUUUGGUAACAAAUUAGACGAGUUGAAAAUGCACAUCGACUGAGUGGAAUUUGACCUUUUUACGUUUGAAGAGAAGAAGAGAAACGAAGAGCGACGGAUCAGAUAAUUAUAUUGAGAAAUAAAUGAUAAAAGCAACUGUUAUCAUUAUAUGAUAAGUGUAUUUAAAAGAAGAUCCCAAUUUUUUUCAUCAUGAUUGUCAGAGCUUUAUGUGGUGUCUUCACAGGAAGACAGAUCAUCUCACAUACGUCAUCUCAGCUACUCAAACAUAAUCAAUAUUUGGCUGUCAGACAAUUAGCCAGAAUGUUGUCGGUUCAUCAUGUUACAAAAAAUAUUGAGUUUCUUGCCCAAGAUACAUUUGCUAAGUCAGCUCAGAAGCAGGCUAUAUAUAAUUUGAACGUUGCAAACAAUCGGCCAUUAUUAGUUAUCUUUACUUGGUUGUUGUCAAAAAGACAGCAUGUGAUGAAAUUUGUCAACUUAUACAUGGAGCAAGGUUUCGAUGUAGUUGUGGUAUCUCUCACUCCUUGGCAACUUAUGUGGCCUACGAAAGGAUCCCGACUAGUAGCUGGGGAUUUGUUGAAUUUUUUAAAGCAAAACGAAAAUUAUGAACAAAUUUUGUUACACGGAUUUUCAGUAGGGGCUUAUAUGUGGGGCGAGGCCUUAGAUUUAAUACACAGUGACAAGGAGAAAUAUAAUAACAUUACAGACAGGAUUGUAGGACAAGUGUGGGAUAGUAUAGCUGAUGUUAUGCAAAUCCCAAUAGGUUUCCCCACAGCAGUAUUUCCCAAGAACUUGGUUCUACAGUCUAUGCUGCGAAAAUAUGUAGAAUAUCAUAUGAAGACAUUCCAUAAACAGGCGACGCAAUACUAUAUUCGUUCUAGUCAAGUGUUUCACACCGGUAGCGUACGUGUUCCAGCAUUAUUAUUCGUAAGCAAAACUGACCCAGUCGGAACCGUAGAAAGUAACAUGAGUUUACGUGAUACAUGGAAUUCCUUGGGAAUAAAGACUUACGUGAAAAUAUUUGACGAGUCGCCGCAUGUUGCUCACUUCUACACUUAUCCGAAAGAAUACGUUGCCGUGCUGUAUGAAUUUUUACAGAAACUGAAUCUAAUACAAAAUGAAGAGAAGAUCCGAGCGCGACUUUGAAUAUUUCAAAAGCAAGUCACACCAAUUUUAGCUGAUCGUAUAAAGUAACAUUUUUUUAUACAAUAUAUCGACUUUUGUUUGUGGAUAUAUACUUUGUACACUUACAAUAUUCAUCACUACAUGUAUACAUGUAAUACAUAUAAAACAAUAAAUACAUUUUUAUAUAUUCUCAAAUUCAAGAAGUCGACAAACAAAGAUAUUUAAAAAAAAAACAGAAAAUCACAGGACACUGCCAGAAAAAAAGCAAAUAAAUUUUGU